UCGUUUUGUCUUUAAAGUAUAUACACCCAAGUUUUCAUUCCUGUCAUCAUCAUUGAACUUGCCUUGCAACCACUGUAUUUAUUGUCUCAUAAAAACAACUAACAAGCCCAUAUCUUCUAUUGCAAGUUCCAUUAAUACUUCGUACCAACCAUUUUUUAGAUCUGCAGACACUUCAUCUAUCCAGAAAUAUGAUAUCGUCCAAGUUGUACAGCAGUGCCAGUGAUGAUGAUGAGUGUGCUAAAAAUGGUGAUGCAACUGUUGGCUACAAAGAAUUAGACUUGUUUUCCUUGCAUGGAGAUUACCAUCAUGACAAUCAGCAUCACAACCAGAACCCUCCUGAUUCAUCAACUUCCACACAUCAUAAUCCUUCAAGCUCAAGUACUUCAACCCAAGUGAGAGUGCUGCAAGAGCAGAUAGAGAAAUCGAAAGCCGAAAACCAGAAGUUGAGGAUCAUGCUGGAUCAGGUUAAAACCAAAUAUCAAGCUCUUCAUCGUCAGCUAUUUUCUACUAUGCAACAACAGCCUUCCAACAAUCAUCAAGUCAAGGAUGAGAGGAAUGGCAGUUGUGGACCAAAGCUGUGCACUCGGCAGUUUAUAGAUCAAGUUCAAUCUAGUGAGCAGGAUAUUAACGGGGCUAAAAUUUUAGAACAAAAAAGACUAGAAAGAUUGUUGUCGUGUACAACAUCAAUGAACAUGAAUGUAAUGGCAAGAGGGAGAGAAGAUGACAUGUUCAUUCAAGGUGGGAAAAAAGGGAUAUCCAGGGAUGAAGAUGAUCCUGAUCAAAUUCAAACCCGGGGCCCUUGUGGGGAAAAAUUAAAAGGUGAGGAAGAGCAACUACCAGAGGCAGGUUGUGGGAAGGCUAGAGUGUCCUUAAGAGUUCGCUCAGUUGCACCAACUACAGACGAUGGGUGUCAAUGGAGGAAAUACGGUCAAAAGACAGCAAAGGGUAACCCUUGCCCUCGAGCUUACUAUCGUUGCAGUAUGGCCACCGGAUGUCCAGUUCGAAAGCAGGUUCAAAGGUGUGUGGAGGACAAUACCAUCCUCAUUACCACCUAUGAAGGAAACCACAACCACCCUCUACCAGCAGUAGCCACAGCAAUGGCUAAUACAACGUCUGCAGCAGCAAAUAUGCUGCUUUCUGGCUCAAUGACAUCUGUGUCAAACUCAGGCCUCUUCCCAGGAUUAGCAACUCUAUGUACUUCUACUCCACAUCCCACAAUCACACUUGACCUCACUCAACACACAAUUAAUUCAAAUACUCCCUUUCCUUUUCAUGGCUGCUAUAGACCCCCAGAAGUCAUGGGGCAUCCCUUGUACUUUUCUCCAAAAUUACCCGUGAUGUUACCCAUGAUUGAUCGAGUCAGUGAAGUUAUUGCCAAUGACUCUCAAUUCACAACAGCACUAUCAGCAGCUGUUGCCUCAAUUUUGGGAGGGAGUAGGAGAAGCAAUGAUGUGCAUGAAAGCCGCAGUCAGAGUAACCAAAGCCCUGGUUUCUAAAUACUACUACAGCAUCUGCAUCUACUUGACAAAAGAGAACAAGUUAUAUAUAUGUUGCUUUUGCUUAAUUUUUUUUUUUUCCCUUAACUUAUUUUAUUUAUUAAUUUUUGAAUUGGGUUUACUGGGCAAACUCCACUCUCUGUUACAUGGUGUUUAAUACCAAUAUAUCAUCCUUGUUUGUGCUAGUUUGCCAUAUAGAAGAAAUAUGUGAAAUUUAUAUAUA
Messenger RNA from Mangifera indica (mango), 1719 nucleotides. Its product is annotated as probable WRKY transcription factor 31. The transcript has 5 exons. Lineage: Eukaryota; Viridiplantae; Streptophyta; Magnoliopsida; Sapindales; Anacardiaceae. Gene Ontology annotation, biological process: regulation of DNA-templated transcription. The record is from RefSeq and is a predicted model, not a curated record. Gene Ontology annotation, molecular function: sequence-specific DNA binding; DNA-binding transcription factor activity. The coding region runs from base 189 to 1496 and encodes 435 amino acids.